Venturia canescens is the source of this 3051-nucleotide messenger RNA. Its product is annotated as periodic tryptophan protein 2 homolog. Gene Ontology annotation, molecular function: protein binding. Gene Ontology annotation, cellular component: Pwp2p-containing subcomplex of 90S preribosome; small-subunit processome. The record is from RefSeq and is a predicted model, not a curated record. Gene Ontology annotation, biological process: ribosomal small subunit assembly; maturation of SSU-rRNA from tricistronic rRNA transcript (SSU-rRNA, 5.8S rRNA, LSU-rRNA). Bases 136 to 2985 code for a protein of 949 amino acids. Lineage: Eukaryota; Metazoa; Arthropoda; Insecta; Hymenoptera; Ichneumonidae. The transcript is spliced from 14 exons.
CAAUUCAAUCUUUUUUGAACGCAACCGGAAGUACGAGUCUACCGAAUUCAAAUGUCACGGCAAACGUGGUUUUUAUGCGAGCUCCAUUGACAACAAUAUUACAACACGUGUUUUUUCAAGAAUCAGAUAUAAUCAAUGAAGUUCGCAUAUAAGUUUAGCAAUUUGCUCGGUACGGUUUAUCGAAAAGGAGAUCUGAUUUUCUCUCACGAUGGAUCAUCCGUUAUCAGCCCUGUCGGUAACCGAAUUACCAUUUAUGAUCUUAAAAACAACAAAUCAACUACCCUUCCGGUGGAAAGCAGAUUCAAUUAUACAGCAAUGGACCUUUCUCCGAAUGGCUGUACAUUGAUAGCUGUUAACGAAGAGGGUGAAGCACAUGUAAUCAGUAUGAUAAGUCAGAUGGUUAUACACAAAUACCGCUUCAAAAGACUUGUAAGAGCCAUAAGGUUUUCGCCUGAUGGAAAACACUUUGCUGUGUGCAAAGAAAAUAAUGUUUUUAUAUUCAAUGCUCCUGGCCUACAGAGUGGAGAAUUUAAUCCAUUUAUUAUGGAACGAGUUUUCCAUGGAGCCACCGAUGAGACCACGUGUUUAUGUUGGUCGUACGAUUCGAAAUUAUUGGCUGUUGGAUCAAAAGACACAACAACAAAAUUGUACAGUUUGGAAAAAUGGGAAAACUUCAAAUCGUAUACGCUUGGCUCUCAUACAGACGAAAUAGUUGGUUGUUACUUCGAAAAAAAGAAUUACGAUAUUUCUACAAUAAGCAGAAAUGGACAACUUUGCAUUUGGGAAUGCACGAUUGAACCUGAAGACAUGGUCGUAUGGCAGCCACCGAUCAAAAGAGAAAAGCCGAAAGAAAGCGACAGCGAGGACGAUGUAGAUUUGGACAAGGCCGUUGAAAAAACGGACAAGCAAAUGAAACGUGCGGAACGAAGGAAAACUAAUCCUUCUGGUAACAUAUUGUUCGCAUUAUUUCCUUCUUUCUCAAGUACAAUGAAAGCAAUAUUAAUUAUUAUUCUUUCAGAGGAAGGCGAUGAGACGAGUGAAACGCCAAAGUCAAGUAUGGCCAAGAAAUUGAGGUAUAAAAAACUUGCUAGACAUUACUUGGCCGACGAGGUUCAUAAGCAGGACAGAUCCGCAAUCGUCACAGCAGCUGCUUAUCACAAGGAUACUCGAAUUCUCGUCGUAGGCUUUAGUAAUGGAGCUUUUUUUCUGUAUGAAUUGCCUGAUGUCAACAUGAUCCAUUCUCUAAGUAUAUCGAACCAGUGUAUUUCAUCAAUAACAUUGAACUCUACUGGCGAUUGGAUAGCUUUGGGUUGUUCAAAACUCGGGCAAUUAUUGGUCUGGGAAUGGCAGAGCGAGACAUACGCGAUGAAGCAACAAGGUCACAGUAACAACAUGAAUUGUUUGGCUUACAGUCCGGAUGGUCAGUACAUCGUGACCGGGGGAGACGAUGGAAAAGUUAAAAUUUGGAAUACUAUGACGGGUUUUUGUAUCGUCACAUUCCAAGAGCACAUUUCUGCAAUUUCCAGCGUUCUGUUCAGUCACAAUCGCAAAUUUAUCGUAUCGGCCUCUUACGACGGCACCGCCCGAGCCUACGAUUUAACGCGUUACAGAAAUUUCAAAACUUUGACCUCGCCACGACCAGUUCAAUUUUCUUGUCUCGCUCUUGAUUCUAGUGAUGAAUUUCUCGCAGCUGGAGGACAGGACUUUUUUGAUAUAUAUCUUUGGAGCGUCAAACUUGGCACGCUUCUCGAGAUUCUCAGCGGCCACGAGGGACCUGUUGCGAGUUUAGUCUUCAACCCCAGUCCUGCGAGUACAGCAAUGGCUUCGGUAUCUUGGGAUAAAACCAUGAAACUUUGGAACGCUAUAGAAAAAGGUUCAAGUCACGAAACGAUUCAGCUGUCUUCUGAUGGCUUGUGCGUCGUUUACAAACCGAAUGGUGCAGAAGUCGCAGUUGCUACUUUGGAUGGUCAAAUAUCGUUUUUCGAUUGCAAAACUUCGAUGCAAACUGGCAGUAUAGAAGGCCGAAACGAUCUCGGAAGCGGACGAUCCGACACUGAUCUAGUUACCGCGAAAAAGAGUCUCGCAGGAAAGGCUUUUAAUACUCUGUGCUACUCAGCCGACGGAAAUUGUAUUAUUGCUGGUGGGCAGUCGAAAAAUGUUUGCAUCUACAACGUCAAAGAGGCUGUUCUCCUGAAAAAAUUCGAAAUCACACAAAAUAGAUCGUUUGAUGCUGUGGACGAUUUCAUUAAUAGAAGAAAAAUGACUGAAUUUGGAAACAUUGCGUUGAUCGAGGAACGUGAAGAACGAGAAGGUGGAAAAGUUGUUCUCCGCUUGCCAGGUGCGAGAAGCGGCGAUAUGGCGAGCAGAAGCAUGAAACCCGAAGUCAGAGUAUACAGUUUACAGUUUUCUCCUACAGGACACGCUUGGGCAGCUGCGACGACCGAAGGAUUACUAAUAUACUCUCUCGACAUGGGUCUCGUUUUCGAUCCGUUUCAUCUUGAACUUGGAAUCACUCCCGAUUCUGUAAAAAAUACUUUGCAGGAGAAAGAAUUUGCGAAAGCAUUGAUGAUGUCGUUAAGGCUCAAUGAAAAGGAACUUAUUCAAUGUGUCGUUGAAAACAUAGCGCAUCGAGAUAUUGAUUUGACGAUAACGAGUAUGCCGGAAAUUUAUGUCGAACGACUAUUGAAAUUCCUCGCUUCUGAGCUAGAGAGCACAAGACACAUACACUUUUAUCUUCUAUGGAUUGAAAUCAUAUUAACGAGACAGGGACACAAGAUGAACACGUCGUUGCAGAUGCCAGCUUUGUUGACGGUACAAAAAAAUCUGCAGCGGAGGUACGACGAUCUCAGUGCAAUCUGUGAUUUCAACCAAUACACGCUGAGUUACAUAAAACGAAUGGGUGAACUGCGCAAAAAAUUCAAAGAAGAAGAAGAGAGCGACGACGAAUCGGACAAAUCAUCAAUCGAAGAAAUGGAGAUAGAUUAAGAUGGGAUAGGCCAUUGUCAUCGAGGUUGUAUGAUCAUUUUUAAUAAACUUCUUGUACAUAAAGUA